CGCAUCCUCGGACAUCCGUGGCCGAGGGAAUACAUAUAUAUUUAGAGAGGCAGACUACUGUGGAGGGGGGACUGUGAAUCUGGAGCACGAACAGGUGGUGCAACAUCAGUCGAGAACUGGAGAGGAUAGAUAUAUCGGGGGAAGAAGUAACAGAACCGUGGUGGGACGCGUUGUUGAAGAGGCUCAAGAAAUUGGAGUUCCUAAGAUACUUAUACCACGAUAAACGUCCGUGCGCAACAUCACGACAGCACGGUGCUAUUUUCUACGUCAUCGCACCCUAUACAAGGUAUUCUGGACAAUCAAUAUUUAUCGCGUGGAUCGUCGAAAAGAAGCUUCGCCAACGACCUGUGAUCAUGCUCAGCCCAAAGAUGCAAAGAACUGUGAGGGUGAACGACUCGCAGCUCAUCAUGCUCUCGGAAAAAGCUCAUUACGAUCACUCGUUCACUGGAUAUUUGCACAAACGAACCGCCGACUCGGCCAAGUGGCAAUUACGAUGGUUCGUUUUAUAUCAGAAUUUGCUGUUCUACUAUGAAAAUGAAAGCUGUUCGAGACCCAGCGGUGUUGUUUUGUUGGAGGGUUGCUACUGCGAUCGCCUCAUCACCGCCAAAGGCAAAGAGCCAGAUAAACAGCACUGUUUCGCGAUAUCCUAUAGAAGGGAGAAUCAACGAUCAUACGAGCUAAAAGCGGCUACAGAGUCAGACUGCAAAACGUGGAUCGAAGCUAUACGAGAAGCUAGUUUCAACAGAUUGCUGUUGCAAAAGGAGGAGCUCGAGCAGAAGCAUUUGCACCUGUUGCAGAUUGUCGAGUCCGAGAAGACGGCCAAGUGGCAGUACACACAGCAAUGCGAGGAGCUCGCAUCAGAAAUAAAGAAGCUCCGAGGAGAACUGUGCGCCCUGAAGAAAGAGUUAAGGCCUGUAGCUUCGUCGUAUACAGGAAGACCGGGAGUUCAAAGGACCAUGUCCCAAGGCACUGGCAGUUUAUACAUGUCGGGAUCCACUUUUGGAUACGAGGCACAUGGUUCGGGAAUUUCAGCGUUUGGAUUACGAGAUAUCAGCGAAGGCUCGAUCGAGAUGCAGAAAAUUAAAAAGGUUCAAAGUUUCUUCAGGGGUUGGCUGUGCCGCAGGCGUUGGAAGCAGAUCGUCGAGCAGUACAUUAAAAGCCCUCAUGCUGAGAGCAUGCGUAAGCGGAACAGCUUAGUGUUUCAAAUGGUGGAAGCCGAAGAAGAAUAUACGGAACAGAUGGAGAUAUUAGUAAGCUGUUUCUUGAGGCCUUUUAAGAUGGCUGCCAGUUCAAAGAAACCCCCUUGUAGUCACGAGGAUGUGAAUAGCAUAUUUUUGAAUAGCGAAACAGUGUUGUUCCUUCAUCAGAUCUUCCUGAAGGGUCUCACUUCUCGUAUGGAGAGCUGGCCCACUUUAGUUUUAGGCGAUUUGUUCGACAUGUUACUACCAAUGUUGUCAAUUUAUCAAGAAUACGUCAGGAACCACCAUUACAGUCUUCAAGUGUUGACUGAAUGCAAGCAAUCAUCACCUUCGUUCGCUGCAUUGCUCACUAGAUUGGAGAACAAGACUGCUUGCGGAGGACGUUCAUUGGAGACCUUUUUAACGUAUCCUAUGCAUCAGAUUCCAAGAUACAUUAUUACGCUGCACGAAUUAUUGGCCCACACUCCUUACGAUCACGUUGAACGAAAAAGUUUACAAAAUGCGAGGCAACAAUUGGAAUAUUUAUCGAGACAAAUGCACGACGAGGUCAGUGAAACAGAAAAUUUACGAAAAAACUUGGCCGUAGAACGAAUGAUCGUAGAGGGCUGCGAUAUUUUACUCGACGUGAAUCAAGUGUUCGUCAGACAGGGUACGCUCAUCCAAAUCUUAGAUAAACCAAAAGGAGCUCGAAGUAGAUUGAGCGCGACGUUUGGAGGCAAAGGUGGUGGCGAUAAGGAAGCAGUCAGACAGUGCUUUCUCUUUUCCAAUCAUUUGUUACUAACGACGCGUCAAUCGGACGACGAUGGUCGUUUGAAUCUUGUCCCACAAAUAGGAAAAAUACCUCUUUCCGAUGCGGUGUUAGUGGAGGACCCUAACGAACAGAGUACCGCAGAUGACGAUGCUUCUUCGACUUUGGGCCUGCGGCGACAUUCCAAGCAGUGGAUGAUCUGUCUUUUGCAAAACGGCAUCAGCGAGAGCAGCGGAAGUGGUAGCGGAAGUGCCAGUAGUCAACUGCAGAACCGUGACUUCAAAAUCAUACUCGACUUAAAAUCUGGCGGAUCUCAAGUUACCGUACACCUCGUAGCUCCUACUAUUCAGGAGAAAGCUGCUUGGAUAAGCGAUAUCAGCCAGUGUAUGGACAACGUUCAGUUCAACGAUUUAGUUCGAGGCUCGUUGUCGGACACUAGUUCCGUCACGAUGCCUCAAUCCAUCAGGAACGACCCGAAACUGUUCAAGGAUGACGUAGAUAUCAGAUUCAGUAGGACCUUAAAUUCCUGCAAAGUGCCGCAAAUCCGAUCAGCCACUCCUGAACGACUACUUCAACGUCUGACGGAUCUCAGAUUUCUCAGUAUAGAUUUUCUCAAUACGUUUUUGUUAACGUAUCGAGUAUUCACCAGUGGCGUUACCGUACUGGAAGCUCUGAAGAAAGUGUUUUACGAGGCUGAGCCACCCGAUGCCGAGAUGCCUACUGGUUCCCUGGUAUCCUUAGACGUAUUGGGCGGAAACACAGCGGACUCGCAAUUGCACGUGGACGAUAGAAGACGAAGCAGCGUUUCACCACGAAGAACCAGCGGGGCUAGUUCAGUUUCUGGAUACGGAUCGGAAAUAAGCGACAGCCGUGAAGCGAAGAGUCACGGUUCCUGUGACUCUAGCAGCGGCGGAUACACGCUCAAUUCGAAGGGAUAUUGGCGCAGUGGCGGAUAUAAAAAGGUGGACGAGGAGCAGCAACUAGGUUUGAUUUCGGAAGCUCCUUCAAUUAUAAAACGAAGUCCUACUAUACAAUCGUCCACUGCGUCCAUUGGUUCUCAAUCUCCUGCAACACCACGAAAAAUCAGCAUUCGCGUGGACAAAGAAAAGAAAGAAGAAGACGAUGGCUGUCAUUUAACGAUACCAAAGGUCAUUGGUGUUUCGUCCAGCUCUGAGACACUCACGGAUAAUACGGUAAUAAGCGCACCGUCCUCUCCUAGCAAUCUGAGUUCUGUUACGUUGGUUGGGUCAACUGGUUCAGGGUCAGGAUCAGGAUCGGAUCGAAGUCCACAGGAUGGGGUUACUUAUUCGCGUGGCGUCUCCGAAGAAACCGAUACACCUGUAGCAACGGAUCCGCCAAAAGGGGAGGAACAGUUUAUCUACGAGGAUGCCGAGUCUGAAACAUCGAAACAAGCGAAAGAGGAGACACCGACGAAAACUCCUACAACGCCAAAGGCGACAGCCAUCGAAACAACCGAGAACGAAGCAAGCAAACACGAGAAAGAGAAACAGCCCGCGAAAGAAAGUGAAAGCAGCAGUCCAUCGGCUCAGCCGCCGUCUCCUCAACAAAAUCAGCUGAAUCAACAGAGGCAACAUCUACAUCAUAACGAACAUAGAGCAUCCAUCGCCUCUGCUCCUGCGGCUACCGCGAGAAGUAGCUCGAUUUCUACGAUAACUGGAAAUUAUUGGAUGAGCAGGCGAUCGAUUCAAGAAAUCGAAAUGUCUUCCCAACAAGGCAACUUCCAACAUGACCAGGUUUCCAGCAAAGCUGGAGUAGUGAUUACCAGCUUUCGGCAGAGUCAUCGAAGCGUUGGACCUGUACCUAUCUGGAGUAGUACCUCGACGGCUGCAACUGCAUUCGCAAUUGCAACAUCUGCGUCGAGCAACCCCCCGGACAAAGGCAUUGAUGGAAAUAAUCGCAGUGGUUCUUGUCGAGACAAAAACAGGCGCAAGGAGUCGGUCAUGUCAACUGCAGCCACGAUGCGAGUGUUAAACGUUUUGAGGCAUUGGGUCUCGAAACACGCUCAAGACUUCGAGUCCGAUCAGACGUUGAAAAAUCUGACGAUCGAGUUUCUCGAGGAUAUCAUGUACUGCUCGAAUCUUCUUCCGGCUGAACACAAAGCCGCGAGCCAACUUCUUCGAUUGAUCACGAAAGAAGAGCCAGAGAGCAACAAAGUGGAUCUGAAGAAACUGUUGGCAUCUCCCACUGUGCAAACGAAAGAAAGCAUCGAGACGCUAUCAGCGCUUGAAAUCGCAGAGCAAAUGACGUACUUGGAUCACAAGAUCUUCGUGUCUAUUUCAAGCGAGGAAUUUCUUGGACAAGCGUGGAUGAAAACUGACAAGGCUACACGCGCACCGCACAUUCUCUUGAUGACGAAGAGAUUCAACGAAGUGUCGCAGUUGGUCGUCUCCGAGAUUAUCCGACGUUCGAACAUGUCAGCGAGAGUUGCAGCGAUCGAGAAAUGGGCCGCAGUCGCGGAUAUCAGCAGGGUUUUGCACAAUUACAACGGUGUGCUGCAGAUUUGCGCAGCUUUUACAAACAGCAGCGUCUUCAGAUUGAAAAAGACUUGGGAAAAAGUUUCGAAAACGACGAAGCAAACGAUCGAGAGACUACAGAAUAUCGUGUCUUCGGACGGUCGCUUUAGAAACCUACGGGACGCUUUGCAUCGAUGCGAUCCACCUUGCAUUCCUUAUUUAGGAUUAUAUCUGACCGAUCUUUCUUUCAUAGAAGAGGGUACACCAACUAUGACCGAAGAUGGCCUUUUAAACUUUUCCAAAAUGAGAAUGAUUGCCCACGUGAUUCGAGAGAUACGACAUUUCCAGCAGACACCCUACAAGAUCGAACUGAUAACGAAAGUUACGAAUUAUCUGCUGGACCCGUCGUUGAUGCUAAACGAGAAGGAUCUAUAUCGCAUGUCCUUGGAGAUCGAGCCAAGAACAUCCAGGCUAAGUAGUUCAACCUUAAUUAAUCUGCCACCUUCUGUGAGCCAUACAUCCACAAAGUAAUCUUAAGUAUCAAGCCACUUCAAUUAUCGAUACGUAAUUAUCCUUGUCUUAUCCUCGGGCUAUUUUCUAGAUAAUACGGAAAACGUUAACAGAGAGAGAGAGAGAAAAAAAAAGGAAAGAAG
Bombus impatiens (common eastern bumble bee) is the source of this 5074-nucleotide messenger RNA. RefSeq names its product ras-specific guanine nucleotide-releasing factor 1. The transcript is spliced from 27 exons. Lineage: Eukaryota; Metazoa; Arthropoda; Insecta; Hymenoptera; Apidae. The coding region runs from base 354 to 4952 and encodes 1532 amino acids. Gene Ontology annotation, biological process: Ras protein signal transduction; positive regulation of GTPase activity. The record is from RefSeq and is a predicted model, not a curated record. Gene Ontology annotation, cellular component: plasma membrane. Gene Ontology annotation, molecular function: protein binding; guanyl-nucleotide exchange factor activity.